Messenger RNA from Prunus armeniaca (apricot), 183 nucleotides. NCBI's taxonomy places the organism in Eukaryota, Viridiplantae, Streptophyta, Magnoliopsida, Rosales, Rosaceae. The record is from the annotation of a GenBank genome assembly.
AUGCAUUCUAUCUUCAUCCCCCCUACAACUUUUGCUGUUAAUUACGAUGAAGGUGUGUGUGGUUUCGCAUGGCCAACUGGAGCUUUGACCGUUGGUCUGUCUUCUUCAAUUGAGGGUCUUUUUGAUGCCAUUAUCUUUUUUGAGCAAAUGGGGAUAUUCAUCAGCUUCUCAAUAACCAAGUAA